CCUCCUCCAGGGUCCGGGGCCGGCGGCGGGCGCCGCCAGCGGAGUCGGUUGGGCGGCGGAAGCUCGGCGCAGGGCGGGCCAGGCGACUGGUCCGGGCCAUGCCGAGGAAGAAGCCCUUCAGCGUGAAGCAGAAGAAGAAGCAGCUGCAGGACAAGCGGGAGCGGAAGCGGGGGCUUCAAGAUGGGCUGCGCUCCAGUUCCAACAGCCGCAGCGGGAGCCGGGAGCGGCGGGAGGAGCAGACCGACACCUCGGACGGGGAGUCUGUGACCCAUCACAUCCGGAGGCUCAACCAGCAGCCUUCGCAGGGGCUGGGGCCGCGAGGCUACGACCCACAUCGGUACCGGCUGCAUUUUGAACGGGACAGCCGGGAGGAGGUGGAGAGGAGGAAGAAGGCGGCCCGGGACCAAGUGUUGAAGCCUGUCAGUGCGGAGGUGCUGGAGCUGGACAUCCAGGAGGUCUAUCAGCCCGGCUCAGUCCUGGACUUUCCUCGCCGUCCGCCUUGGAACUACGAGAUGUCCAAAGAGCAGCUGAUGAGCCAGGAGGACCGGAGCUUCCAGGAGUAUCUUGGGAAAAUCCACGGGGCUUACACUUCGGAGAAGCUCAGCCACUUUGAGCACAAUCUGGAGACAUGGAGGCAGCUGUGGCGUGUGCUGGAGAUGUCCGACGUUGUCCUGCUCGUCACUGACAUCCGACAUCCUGUCGUGAAUUUCCCACCAGCGCUUUAUGAGUACGUGACUGGGGAGCUCGGGCUGGCCCUGGUGCUGGUCCUGAACAAGGUGGACCUGGCCCCACCUGCCCUCACCGUCGCCUGGAAGCAUUAUUUCCACCAGCACUUUCCCCAGCUCCACAUUGUCCUGUUCACCUCUUUUCCUCGGGACCCCUGUGCUUCACGUGACGCUGGGAGUGUCUUGAAGAGGAGUCGGCGGCGGCGGGGCACAGGAUGGACUCGGGCCCUGGGGCCGGAGCAGCUGCUGCGAGCCUGUGAGGCCAUCACUGCGGGGAAAGUGGACCUGAGCAGCUGGCGGGAGAAGAUCGCCCGGGAUGUGGCCGGGGCCACCCGGGGCAGUGGCUCUGGGGAGGAGGAGGACGAGGAGGACGGACCGGCUGUCCUGGUGGAGCAGCAGACGGACUCCACCCUAGAGCCGAGUGGCCCAGCCCGGGAGCGCUACAAGGACGGGGUGGUGACCAUUGGCUGUGUGGUUCCUGUCAGCCCAGCCGCACCCCAGGUCCUGCCGCAGCGGAGCUGGGCCUGCGCUCACGCCCAGCCUCCUUCAGGUUUCCCCAACGUGGGCAAGUCCUCGCUCAUCAAUGGGCUCGUGGGCCGGAAGGUCGUGAGCGUCUCCAGGACUCCGGGCCACACCCGCUACUUUCAGACCUACUUCCUCACCCCCACGGUGAAGCUCUGUGACUGCCCUGGCCUGACCUUCCCCUCUCUGCUGCCCAGACAGCUGCAGGUCCUGGCCGGGAUCUACCCCCUCUCGCAGAUCCAGGAGCCCUACACUGCGGUGGGCUACCUGGCCUCGCGCAUCCCUGUGCAGACGCUGCUGCACCUGCGCCACCCGGAGGCUGAGGACCCGUCCUCCGAACACCCCUGGUGCGCCUGGGACAUCUGCGAAGCCUGGGCCGAGAAGCGCGGCUACAAGACCGCCAGGACGGCGCGUAACGAUGUGUACCGAGCGGCCAACAGCCUGCUGUGGCUGGCGGUGGACGGCCGCCUCAGCCUGUGCUUCCACCCCCCGGGCUACAGUGAGCAGAAAGGCACCUGGGAGUCUCAUCCCGAGACCGCAGAGCUGGUGGUUCUGCAGGGCAGAGUGGGGCCGGCAGGCGAGGAGGAGGAGGAGGAGGAGGAGGAAGAGGAGGAGCUGAGCAGCUCCUGUGAGGAGGAGGGAGAGGAGGACCGCGAUGCGGACGAGGAGGGGGAAGGGGAUGAGGACACCCCGACCUCCGGCCCGGGCUGCGGCCUGGCUGCCCGCAACCCCUACGCUGUGCUGGGCGAGGACCAGUGCUGAGGCCCCUCCACCUCCCAUCGGAACCCCGCCCCAGGAAGAGAGAUGCUCCUGCCUCAGCCUGGGCCAGCGCGCUGGGGAGGCCUCCCCUCCCUGCCUUCUGCUGUUGUGUGCUCUCCAAGGAAAGUUCUGGGUGGGUCCUCAGCCCCUGCCCUCUCCCGCCCUGCACCUUAGGAACAGGACGGGCCUGGGUUGAACCAGGAGGGAGGUGAGCCGCUCUGGCUGAGGCCUCCGGCUGAGGUUCUUACAGGAGUUCCUCAAGUGGGCAAAUGCUGAGUCUGCCGAGCAUCUGGACCUGUGCCGAGCGCCGAGCGUCGAGCGAGUGAGGAUGCGCCCGGCGUGGUCCGGAUGCCAUCAGGCACCCGGGCUUUGGACUGGGGAAGCCCUGUACUGUUCUCCGCAUCCUGGGAGCUCAUGAAGUAUAAGCCUAGGACUUCCUGUUGAUAAAAAUUUUUAGUUGCAGACAA
Molecule: messenger RNA, 2473 nt
Organism: Heterocephalus glaber (naked mole-rat)
Lineage: Eukaryota; Metazoa; Chordata; Mammalia; Rodentia; Bathyergidae
Gene: Gnl1
Product: G protein nucleolar 1
Molecular function (GO): GTP binding; GTPase activity
Source: RefSeq, a predicted model, not a curated record